Macrosiphum euphorbiae (potato aphid) is the source of this 1938-nucleotide messenger RNA. NCBI's taxonomy places the organism in Eukaryota, Metazoa, Arthropoda, Insecta, Hemiptera, Aphididae. The record is from the annotation of a GenBank genome assembly.
AUGACGAAUUAUUCGCCCAACAUGUGUGACAUGACGUUGGAAUACGACGGUUUUGAUAUCUACUCCUAUCGGGUGAAUAUGGCCAACGUCCGCGCGGAACUGCCCAAGUUGAAGUCGGCCAACGGCCGCUUCAUGUUCACGCGCGACCUGCUUCUCAAACGCAAUAUUCUGAUAACGCCGUUUGAUUCGUUUUACGAAGACGAUGAGUACGAUCAUCCCGACACAUCGACGAGCUACCGACAAAACGGCAACGUGUUCUUCAAGGACAAGUUGUACGUGAAGGCCAUAGAAAUGUACACCAAGUGUUUGAAAGACUGCCAAAAGAACACCGAGUGCUACGCGCUCGCGCAGGCCAACCGGUCGGCCGCAUACUUCCACACGGGCGAGUACGGACAUUGCCUGAACGAUGCGUUCAGUGCCUUGGAGUCCAAAAAUUACCCUUCCAAUCUCGCGUACAAGCUGUACAUGCGAAUGGGGCACGCAGAACGCAUUUUAGGCUUCGUCGAACAAGCGAAGGACAGCUACGCCUUGUGCCUGGAGCGACUGGACGAGGCGGACAUGUCUGCUGAGAGCAAGCUCAAGUUCAGGGCGGAGGUCGAAAAGUUGGUAACUGUGUGCGAGAAACAGUCGACUGAGCGGAAAAGGCCGAUGGACACGCCUUGUCUCGAGCAGCUGGUUGGCGGAAGAAACGAAAAUAUCCCUGCACUAUCGGCCUUUGUGGAACUGAAAAUGUCCGAGAAUAUGGGACGAGGUGUUUAUGCUACCCGCGACAUUAACCCAGGUGAUGUUGUGGCCAUAGAUGAACCUUACAUUUGUGGGCCUUUUACAGAAAGUGUAGGAGUUUGUAAAUAUAAUGGUUGUAUGAAGAUAAAUUCGGCUCUUAUUCAGUGUCCAAAAUGUAAAAUGGUGUCUUACUGCAAUAAAGACUGUAUGAAUAAAGAUGACAAAGAUGGACAUCAUUUGGAAUGUCCCAUUAUAUUUUUUAUCAGAACAAUACCAGGAAUUUCAAAAAUAAAUGAACUUGCUAUGAAGUGGUUUUUAAAAGACUAUUUAAAAAUGGGUUUAAAAAAAUAUUGUUCGAUAGUUAAUAACUAUAACUUUUCUGAAUCUAAAAUUGAUCCUAUGACAAGGGGUUUUGAUGAAAUUGGUCAAUAUAAGUCUGAUAAUUUUUUAACUUCUUAUUCUUUAGAUAUUAGUGUAAACAAAAGAUCAAUAGACGUCUUGUUUUUUUUUAACUGUAUUGCUGCUCAUAUGUUGCAUUAUUUGAUGCAUAGCGGCUUCAGACUUCCAGAAUGUUAUAUAGGUACUGUAGGUGCUUCCUUGGUGCAAAUUCUAACUGUUUUAGAUUCAAGUUACAGAAAGUUAAACUUAGAUCCUCUAUCUUAUCGAAGAAGCGAUAUCCUACUUUCUCGUUCAAUGGCAUUAACUUUGUAUCCAACCAUUUCCUUGUUCAACCAUUCUUGUGAUGCAAAUAUUAGUCCAAGUGGAAAUAUGUUUAAUAGAAUAAGAGUUAUGAAAGCAAUUCAACCAAUUCCCAAAGGAACUCAGUUAUGCUGUACUUAUGGAAUAAUGUUUAUAGCACUCAAUAAAAAUGAAAGGCAAAGAUUUUGCAACAUUCGUUUAAAUUUUGAGUGCUAUUGCGAGCCAUGCAUAAAGAAUUGGCCAACAUAUAAUUAUAUACCAAAUCGUCUUUCUACAUUAAAUAUUCUGAACUCUAGUAUGGCAGAUACUGUAUCAUCCGAAUGCAAAAAGUUUGCGGAAUUUACAAACUUGGUGGAACCAAAAGAUCAUUGUCAUCAUUUAAAUUAUUUAUAUUCAUUUAUUAAGCUUUUGUAUACUAAUGUAAAGCGACCAUUUUCAUUAUAUGAGGAUUGUCUUGAAAUGAUAAGUAAUGCCCAUUGCAUAAGUACCGAUGUAAAAAUCAUGAAUUUAUUAUAA